Messenger RNA from Eupeodes corollae, 5886 nucleotides. RefSeq names its product calcium-transporting ATPase type 2C member 1 (gene SPoCk). The transcript has 5 exons. Gene Ontology annotation, molecular function: ATP hydrolysis activity; P-type calcium transporter activity; ATP binding. The record is from RefSeq and is a predicted model, not a curated record. NCBI's taxonomy places the organism in Eukaryota, Metazoa, Arthropoda, Insecta, Diptera, Syrphidae. Gene Ontology annotation, biological process: calcium ion transmembrane transport; manganese ion transport; intracellular calcium ion homeostasis. Gene Ontology annotation, cellular component: Golgi membrane; endoplasmic reticulum; plasma membrane. Bases 841 to 3813 code for a protein of 990 amino acids.
ACUUUUCCAUCGACUGUCAAAGCUAGAGUAAUCGUCCGAACGAUAGGACUACGCGUCGCGUAAUAAUUCUCGGUUUUUGUUUUGUCAUAAUUUUUUCAAUCAAAAUUUAGGCCAUAAACUCUAAGAGAAUAUUAAACCAAAGAUAGGUGGAGGCGAAGACCACCAGGAACUCCUAACUCGGUUAACUCUUUGCCAUGCAUUUGGCACACAGUGAAAACAACAACUGGACAUAGAAAACUCAUUAAAUAAUUAGUGAUCUGUGUCGUCGUUGCGUUGUACCCACUUUAUCCAAUAAUAGGUAAUUUGAUUUGUGCUCUGGACGGGACGCUAACGCUACUUGCUUGGUGUCUGGGAAAAAUCAAUUCAGUGCGGUUCCGUUUGAAGUGGAAGAGUGCUGCCAUACGAACCACGACACGACACCACGGCCGAUGAUUCACAUUUUCAUUUUCCAAAACAACAAAAAGUGAGAAUAUUCUUUUUAUUUUUGGAGAGAAAUUACAAUAGAAAAUCCAAUAAAUACCCAAUUAAGAGCAAUAGUGAAGGUGUGAAGAAAAGUGAGUAAUAAAGUGCACUCUGCCAGAACUCCUCUAUUGCGCUCCAGGGCUCCAUAGAGGAGACCUGUUGGCCUUCCGUGUCAAAAGCGGAUAAAUCGAUUUUCUUGCUUCACAAUUUCGGCUUCGUCGUAACAAUCAGAAUCGAAAUCAGGACUCGGGACGGGUUUCUUUUACAUUAAUACGCAUAUAGUAUAUAUAUUUUUUUUUAGUUCGUUGCGGUUGUUAUCCUUUGUGUCCUCGUUGUGUUUUUUCGUCCUCGAAAUAGUUCUCGAAUUGUGUUUGUGUCAUGGUGAAAAAUAUGAAACAAAAUAAAUAUGAAAAGCUCCCACAGGAUUUAGACUUGAGCUUUAACUUAGAUCAGCAAGAGAACGAUAGUGGUGGCGGUGGCGGCGGCGGUGGUGGUGGUGGUCAACAACAACAAGGUCUGAUCGGGACAGGAGGUGUACCUGGAGGUGGUGGACAUAGUCCACAAAAGUAUCCGCCGAUAAAAGGCAUAGGAAGUGACUCUGACGAUAUUACAUCGAUUUUGGCGGGAUCAACACUAACCCCCGAGAUGCUACUUUCCACAGCGGAAUCGUCAACUUAUACCGCCCAAGAGGUUGCCGGUCGGUUGCAAGUUGACGUUCGUACCGGCCUCAAAUGGACCGAAGCUAAAUAUCGAGCCAAGAUAAUUGGCCACAAUGAGCUGAAUGUGAUUGAAGAGGAUCCCACCUGGAAGAAAUAUAUUGAACAAUUUAAGAAUCCACUGAUUCUGCUGCUCCUGGGCUCGGCGGCAGUUUCGAUUUUUAUGAAACAGUUUGACGAUGCAGUCAGUAUAACGAUUGCGAUAAUAAUUGUCGUGACAGUGGCUUUCAUCCAAGAAUACCGCUCGGAGAAGUCACUGGAGGAGCUCAAGAAACUAGUACCGCCGGAAUGUCAUUGUCUGCGUGAGGGCCGGCUAGACACGUUUCUGGCGAGGGAACUUGUGCCCGGCGAUGUGGUGUACUUGAAUGUGGGCGAUAGGGUGCCGGCCGAUGUAAGGCUGUUCGAUGCUAUCGAUUUGUCAAUCGAUGAGUCGAGCUUUACCGGCGAAACGGAGCCGGGACGAAAAUGCACUGAGCUGGUUCUGAACAACAGCGGCAACAAGGAUCACACCAAUAUGAAGAAUAUUGCAUUUAUGGGCACCCUAGUUCGUUGUGGAAAUGGAAAGGGAAUUGUUGUGAGUACAGGAGAGCGAAGUGAGUUCGGCGAAGUCUUUAAGAUGAUGCAGGCCGAAGAAGCGCCCAAAACUCCUCUGCAAAAGUCCAUGGACAUUCUGGGAGCUCAAUUGAGUUUCUAUUCAUUCCUCAUCAUCGGCGUUAUCAUGCUACUCGGCUGGUUGCAGGGCAAACCUUUAACAGAGAUGUUCAAUAUCAGUGUAAGUCUCGCUGUAGCAGCCAUUCCCGAAGGUCUGCCCAUCGUGGUAACAGUGACUCUGGCCUUGGGUGUGAUGAGAAUGGCCAAACGAAACGCCAUCGUCAAGAAACUCCCAACCGUCGAGACUCUGGGUUGUGUAAAUGUGAUCUGCUCCGACAAGACCGGCACCCUGACCAAAAACGAAAUGACAGUCACUGUGAUAAUAACCUCCGAUGGCUAUAUGGCCGACGUGACAGGAGCCGGCUACAACGAUCAAGGUGAAAUUCACAUCCGAAAUUGCAACAAUGUCGAAGUAGCCAAACAAAAUAUCACAAGUUUAUUGGAAAUCGGUGCCGUUUGCAACAAUGCCUACAUCCAAAAUGAAACCCUCCUCGGCCAGCCCACCGAAGGAGCUCUAAUUGCCGUCGCCAUGAAGAACGGAAUGUAUGCCACAGCUGAGAAUUAUGUUCGCAUUCAGGAGUAUCCAUUUUCGUCGGAACAAAAGAUGAUGGCUGUAAAAUGUAUUCACAAGUACAACAACAACAAGGAGGAGCUAUUUUUUGCCAAAGGUGCUUUGGAAAUGCUUUUGCCACAAUGCACAAAGUAUAUGUACGGAGCGCAGGCAUUAACUCUAUCGAAACAAAAUGAAGCUGAAUUUUUGGCUGAAGCCUAUGAAAUCGGUAGGAAGGGUUUGCGAGUGUUGGCACUAGCUAAGGGUAAAUCACUGCAGGAUUUGAUUUAUUGUGGCCUAGUUGGAAUCACUGAUCCACCAAGGCCGUUGGUGCGGGAAUCAAUUGAAUUGCUGAUGCAGAGUGGUGUAAGGGUGAAGAUGGUAACGGGCGAUGCACAGGAAACAGCUAUGGCUAUAGCCAAUUUGAUUGGAAUCGAUACAAUCCACCACCAGACACUAUCUGGACAAGAAAUGGAUCAACUGAACGACCAUCAACUGGACAAAGUUGCUAAUAACGUCAGUGUUUUCUACAGAGUAACCCCAAGACACAAACUCUCCAUAGUCAAAUCCCUACAAAGAACUGGCAACAUCGUCGGAAUGACUGGAGAUGGUGUAAAUGAUGGAGUGGCUCUGAAAAAAGCUGAUAUCGGCAUAGCCAUGGGCAAGAAUGGCACAGAUGUGUGCAAGGAGGCGGCUGAUAUGAUCCUUGUCAAUGACGAUUUCCAUACAAUCAUAGCUGCAAUUGAAGAAGGCAAAGCGAUCUUCUAUAACAUUCGCAAUUUUGUGCGAUUCCAAUUGAGCACAUCCAUCGCAGCCCUCUCCCUGAUUGCCCUAGCUACCCUAAUGGGCAUAGCCAAUCCCCUGAACGCCAUGCAGAUCCUCUGGAUCAACAUCAUCAUGGAUGGACCACCAGCUCAAUCGCUCGGCGUCGAACCGGUCGAUCAUGAUGUCCUCAAGCAGAAGCCUCGCAAUGUCAAACAGCCAAUGCUCACCAAGUCGGUUAUCGUUAAUGUUCUUCUCAGUGCCAGUAUCAUUAUCCUAGGCACACUCUGGGUAUUCCAACGAGAAAUGGCCGACGGGACACUUGGCAAGACAAAACGUGACACCACCAUGACCUUUACCUGUUUUGUAUUCUUCGAUAUGUUCAAUGCGCUCAGUUGCCGUUCGCAAACCAAAAGCGUCUUUAAGAUCGGUCUAACCUCCAAUCGAAUGUUCCUCCUUGCCGUGGGAUUCUCAAUUAUCGGACAAAUGCUUGUGAUCUAUUUCCCUCCCCUUCAAAUGGUCUUUCAAACUGAAGCCCUCUCAGCCUAUGACAUACUCUUUUUAUUGAGUCUCACAUCAUCGGUGCUGAUUGUGGCCGAAAUUAAGAAAUGGUUCGAACGAACCAUGGAACGAAAGAUCUACAAGACCAGAACUGAUUUGGAUUUCGUAUGACAAAACGCAAGCGCUGGAAGAUUGUUAAAAAAUGAUUAAACUUUAUAUCUAAUGAAUAAAAGUAAAUAAAAUAAAACUAAAUAAACCAUAGAUAUAUAGGUAGAGAGAGAGGGGGGAGAGUGAGAAGAAAAAGAGAGAGGAAAGAGAAAAAGAGCGAGAGACAGUAUGAAAUAUUGAAUGGAACAUUUUGCGUUUCAUAAAUAAAAUCAGAGAUAUUUAGUUUUUUUUUAAUAUUUUAUAUAAUUUUUGUUUAAAGUUUUGUUUUUUAUUUCUUUAAAUAAAUAAACGAAAGUAUAAAUAACCAAGAGAGCAGAUUAAUAUAGUUUUAAAUUUUAUUUUAAAUUUGUUUUAUAAUUUAUCAUAAUUAGUGUAAAAUUUUAUUUUUAACAUCCGGCCGAGUUAAUAUUGAGAAUCGAAUCUUUGCAAAAUUUUAGUUUAUUUUUGUUUCUAUUUUGAUUUUGUAUUUAAUAAAUUUAAACAAAAAUGCAGAACUACCAAAAUUAAGAUUUUAUAUCAGUUAUAAAACAAACUCCAAAGAUUAUAAUUGCCUCCCAAGGGGAGAAAAAGAUCUCCUGGAUUUUAAGAUGAUGGAGGCAACUAUGAGGAUGACAAUAGAUCAAUUUUUAUUAAUAAUUUUAAAUACGUAUAAACUAAAAAAAAGAACAUAAUGAAAAUGAAGAGAGAACAAUUUCUUUUUGUGAUAUAAUUUUAAGCAAUCAUGUUCUUUAUGUUUUUCUUUAAAAUUUAAUUUUAUGUUAAAAUUCAUUUAUUAUUAUUUUUAAUAUUUUUGUUUUUUAAUUUGUUCUUUUUAAAUGAAUGUGUAUUUUGAUGAGGAUAAAUGAAUAUACUUAUUUUUAAGAUUUAAUUUUGAUAUUAUAAUAUUAAUUUGUAAAUUGGUUCUACAUACAAAAAUAAUAUGAUUUAAUAAAAUUUAAGUUAAAAUACAUUUUUAAGUUUAUUUUUUUGUUUCAAAUAUAAUUUUGACACAGAAUUCAAAACAAAAGGAGACUUGAAGAAUCGAUUUUUGUCCUGAAAACAUUUAAAAGUCAUGUUUAAGGAUGUUUUGUAGCUAAGUUGACUUUUUUUAACGAAAGGAUUAAUAUCUUCAUGGAAUAUGAUUUAAGAAGCUCAAAACGAGACGAUCCUUAAUCAUUCACCUUUAAACAAUUUAAAUUAAAUUUUCAAUACAGAAUUUUUGUAAGUCUUAUAAGAUUCUUUAAAAUCGGCCAGAAAUCAUAAAAUCAUUGUUAAGUAUGAAUUUUGUUUUUAUUUUAUUUUUAUUUUCCUCGCUUUUUUCCUUGUUUUUUUUAUUUUAUUUAUUUUUAGCUGGUGACAGUGAGACAAGAGUAAAUUAAAAAACAAAACAACCCUAAUUAAAGAUAAUACCUAAAGCAACAACAACAGCUAAUAAAAUAUAUUUAAACAACAACAACAAAAAGUGAAAAUCAUUUGAACAACAUUAAAUUUCUGAACAUCUAAGGAAUUUGGAACAAGAAACAAAUCUUCUAGCGCGUUACGUUAUGUUAACGUUAUUAAAAAAAAAAUAAAAGAAAAACAAAAUAAAUUUGAAAAAAAUUGGACUUAAAUAAACAAAAAAAAAUUGGAUAAGAAAUUAAGUAAAACUAAUUUAAAAAAUAUUUGUUGUUUUACUUCCUUAAUUUUAAAAUUGAAAUUUAAUAUUAUAUGAAUUUAUUAACGCACAACUUUUUUCCCUUUUAAUUUGUUUGCAAAAAAUUGUAAGAAAAACAAAAUUACAUAUAAAAUAGAUACAACAUAUGUUUUUGUAGCGCACGAGGAUUUAUUUAAAACAACACAUGAAAUAAAAAGAAAUCUGAAUUAAAAGAGAUAAAAAUAACACCUUUAUAAAAAGAAAGAGUGAUACAAAACCUACCAUCAAAAUAAGUAAAGUUUGGAAAAACAAAAAAAAAACUUUUAAAAAAUAAAAACAAUAACUUGAAACACCAAACCUAACAACUUAAAAAUUUAACAUCAAGAGCAAGCAAUAAAACCGGUUUUCAAACAUGUUUAAUAAUAAUAAUUAUUAAAGAAACAAAAAAAAAAGAAAUAUUUUAA